GCAAUCAGCAAGUAGCCACCGGGCAUAGUAUGAGUCUCUGUCUCCCUUGUUCUCUCGCGAUCUGCAGCUCAGUCAGGGGUCAACAAAGGGGGAAAGGGCAGUCACAAGUGGAGCGCAGUCAUGGUCGUGUAGCAGAGACGGGGCAUGGACAUGGAGCAGGCACAGAGUAGACAUAUAGACAGAGUAUGCUGAGUAUGCUCACUGUCACCCAGGCAGAGAGAAGGAAGGCGACAUAGAUGGGAAGUAGACAGUCACAAUAGAUGGCAGCAUACUCUAUUAGUACUAUCCAUCCUCUUCCUUCUCUAUCUGCCUCUGCCUCUGCCUCUACACAGGCACUCACAGCAAGAGCAAGCCCAAUCUAUGUAUUCCUGUCAAUUGCACAAAGCAAGACGCGACACAGCAGCAGCACAGACACACAGACGCACAACCACACGCGCUCAUCCAUACAGAGCAAGCAGCCCAGCGAUUCACAGACUCGGCACUCUGAGGCUGCAUGGAUGUUCAAUCCAGACACAUGGGAUCUCACAGGCGAACGCGAGCUCUGCGAUGCUGCCUCCGAUACCUCUGCUGAACCAUCCCACCAAGCUGCUCCUCGCGCGCCUAUGAGCCUUGGCAGCAUGGACGAUGCCUAUAACGACGCAGACGAACAAAAUGAGUCUCUCUCGGGUGACGAGGAUACCAACUAUAAGAGCGUGCAAGAAGAGAGUCACACAGCCGCGAUACAUGAUCCAGCACCUUCUGCCAUCACCCAUGCAACACCUUCCACCACAGACCUAGCGCCUGACGACACGCCCAAACCAGUCCUCCUCAAGAUAUCCUUCAAGCAAAGCGACGCAAAACACAACAAUGACAUAUCAAACAAUAAGCUCGAAGACGACGCAACCUACGCCGCACGAUCCUGGGAAACGACCAACUUCACCAUCCCCUUCCUACUAGCACUGCGUACAUGCUUUUCUGAGAAAUUCACCGAUGUACCGGAUCUAGGACCUCAAGAUAUUGAAGAAGGCGUCGUUGCUGAGCCACCCUCUGCAGAUGUUCAAAUCUUCAUGUGUCGCUUACUGACACUCGCUGCGAAUCGUUCAAAGACCGUGGAUUACCCGCAAUACAAUCGACCGCUUGCUGAAGUCGUCGAUCGACUCGCACCAACACGCGGUGAUCCCGCCUGGCAUGGACAAAAUCCAAUGCCACAAGGUAAAAAGUUUGUGGAACUCGAGUGGCAAGAUCGAUUGCGAUUACUGCAUUGUCUGGGUGAAUGGGCAUUGCAAGAAUCAAAAUACUGUCGAGACUUGAUAGAAACGCAUUAUGCCCGAAAGAAUCGCCCGAAUCCACUGGCAUUCACAGCAGUGGGGACGGAUGACUGGAAACACAGCUACUUCCUCUUCAAAGGUGUCGAUACACCCUUUCGGCUAUUCAUUCAAACAGAUCCUGCACGAACGCCUUGUCGGUGGUAUGCGAUUGCAAGUUCCAUGGAAGAGCUAAGAAUACUCGUCGAUGAUCUUCGCGCAACAGCCUGCUUCACACAACGUGGCAAACAACUGCUUCAACAACUCGACGGCGUCGUCGUUCCAGAAUGUGAACGGAGUUGUGCGGUGCGUGCGAAAUUGUUACAUAACAAGGAACGUGCAUUGCGUGAACGCUAUCGGAAACAAGCUGUUGCUCAACGUUUACAAGCGCAGCAUGGUGAUCGUGAGGCGAUGAGUCGGACGCGUGGUAAACCGAGGGUGGAUUACAAUUCCAUGCUAGAAGGUGGUGGUGGACGGCAAGAUGAGGAGGAAGAGGAGGAACUUGAGGAUGGUGGCGAUGAGCCACAGCGAUCGUUCAGUGGACGAUUAUUGAAGCGGAAACGUGAGGAGUUGCCCAUGGAGAUCGCUGGGACACCCUCGAAACAAUCGACUGAGCGGAGUUUCGGACCAGGUGAGGUAGUGGACGGUGGGUAUCUCGGUGGUUACGACUUUGAUGUUCGAUCGCCUGAACAGAUAGCUGCAGAGGAAGCAGCAAGAGAGCGACUCAAACUCAAGAUGCCUUUUAAGCGCUGGAGCGAGAUUCUCACAAAACAGCAACAAAAGCGUAAGAAGAAGCAAGAGGAGCGUGAACGACUCGGACUCCUCAAGCCAAAAGCAACACGAGCAAAGUCAAGUCCACGCACUUCGCUUGUGCCUGCUGAACCGGCUGCACCACCCAUCCCAGAAGGUCCACCGUCACAACAUGUCCUAGUGAUUGGCUCAACGGGCGUUGAUCUGAGCCAUGCAGCACUCUCAGCAACCGUCCUCCAAACUGCUGCUCAACACUGUCAAAAUGCCACAGGUCUUGAUAUUUGGCUUCAUCUACCACCCGCCAUCGUCGCCAAUCCUCGAGGAUUCUUUGGGAGAUUACAAGGCAUGCUCGCACAGCUAUACCUGGCUGCAGGACAAGCACUCGCCAUGCACGCAGUAGACUCACAAACGUGUCCCGUCACGGUGAUUAUUGCCGGUUGGGCAGGCUAUGAUUUGGCAACAGAACAUAUUGAGUGGCUCUAUGCGUGUUGUCGUGAAGAAGAUCGUGGUCACAUGGCGCGCUUUGCAACAAAAUCAAGACAUAAGCUGCAGUAUGUGCAACUUCUAAUGGAUCCGGCACAGGCUAGUCUGUCGAUGCCACAGACACCUGGCCAUAAUUCACAAAUGUCGGCAAAAGCAACACCUGGCGGGAGUUAUAUGGGUCCUUUACCACCGCAAAUGAGUAGUUUUGCAGGCGUUGCAGUGCAUGGUACCUUUGACCACCUUCACCAAGGCCACAAGAUUCUUCUUACCUGUGCAGCGAUAUUAUCCACACAAACUGUUUAUCUCGGUUUACUGGAUGAUGCACCUGCUCAACAACGCGCAGCACCGCAUGGACAACUCGUUCAACCACUCGCUGAGCGAAUCCAUCACGUAGCGCACUUUCUAUCGCGCAUUCGACGACGUGUCUCAGUACAGGUGUCAUCACUCCCCGAACAAGACUUGCUCGGUCCUGUUGCUUCAGAACUCGCUGUUCAAGCAUUGGUGGUGAGUAAAGAGACUGAAGCGUUGUGUGGCACCGUUGCUGGUUGGCGCAUUGCACAUAGUUUGCCACUCUUGUCAAAUUAUGUGACGGAUGUUGUUGGUGAGGCGGAGAUAUGUGUGCAGGCUGGUGCUGCUGCUGAACAGGUCGAUUGGGUGAGUGUCAAGGAGAAGAAGGUGUCGUCGAGUAAAAUCAGGGAGAGGUGGGCACAGCAGGGUCGAACACUGCAAGAGGCUGCCAAACACGAAGAUGCAUCUCAGGGUGGUCAUGGCGCCGGAGGGGUUGUUGUGCAACAACCAAGUCUGGCUAUGAAAGCAGAAACAAGCGCAUUUGUGCCUUCCUUUCAGCGCAUUAGCCAGGAUGUGCUCAUGAAUGAUGCAUAGGGUAUGGCGACUGGGCUUGCUUGUGUAUACUUCUUCAGAUGGACACUUUUGCCACAGUUAUACUGCUGCCUGUGUGGCAUUGAAGAGACAGACUGUGUACACAGCUAUCGUACUGCAAAUCAUCUGUCUGAA
This is a messenger RNA of Protomyces lactucae-debilis, 3530 nucleotides long. RefSeq lists its product as uncharacterized. Gene Ontology annotation, molecular function: catalytic activity. NCBI's taxonomy places the organism in Eukaryota, Fungi, Ascomycota, Taphrinomycetes, Taphrinales, Protomycetaceae. The record is from RefSeq and is a predicted model, not a curated record. The transcript has a single exon. Gene Ontology annotation, biological process: biosynthetic process. The coding region runs from base 261 to 3398 and encodes 1045 amino acids.